AUGAACUACCUCCUCCACGGCUCCACUUCACACACAGGCAUGGGAUGGGUCGACCUCGUACCCCGCGCCGGAGGAAACCUCUACAUAGGCGGGCUCUACGCACUCUACCAGACCGACCUGAUGUCGCGGGCCGGGAUAACGCACGUGCUUUCCGUGAUCGACUAUGCCGCCGUGCUUCCGAGUAGGACAGUAAGCAGUGGUGGGGAGGAGGAGGCGCCGAAGAAUCCAUUCCCGGCCUCCAUGCUCGCGGGAAGAGGGGAAGAAGACAAGGACGGAAGAGAUGGAAGCGGGAAGAGGGAGGGCGGAGAAGGGAAAGUCAAUCACUUGCACAUCGACGUCGAGGAUCAUCCGAACGUCGACAUGCUGCAGCACUUCCCGACGACGUGCGCGUUCAUCGAGGAGGGCCUACGGUCGCCAUCUGGGGGCGUGUUCGUGCACUGCGCGAUGGGGAAGAGCCGGAGCGCGGCGGUCGUGGUGGCGUAUUUGAUGAGGAGGUUUGGGGUCGGGGUCCAGGAGGGAUUGGACUGGUUGUGCGAGGGGCGGCCGGUUUGCGAACCGAACUUGGGGUUUAGGGAGCAGUUGGGGGUUUGGGGGGAGAUGUGUAGGGUCGGUGGGGGGACGGAUGGGACGGAUGGGGGAGAGGGAGAGGGAGAGAGGAGGAGGAUAUAUGAGCGGUGGAAGGGGAGUAGAUUUGUUGGGGAGGUUUGGGAGUGGGAGGGUAGGGAGGAGAGAAAGAAGAUUAAGGCGAGUUUAUGUGUUUCUGUCUUCGAUACUGUGGUAUUCGAGCUUAGUGGAUCCAAGCCCUAUGGGGGUGCUGGGGUAGACAGACCAGGGAUCCACCUCCGAACGGAUGGCGCAGAUACAGCGAAAGGGUCUAUGAGUUUGAUAGAAGUGCUCGCAAUAACUACUGAGAACCUACGGAGGACGAAGACAGCGUAUAUACAGUCGAGUAACUGGCAUCUUGCUCUACGCUAG
Messenger RNA from Aaosphaeria arxii CBS 175.79, 975 nucleotides. Its product is annotated as phosphatases II. Gene Ontology annotation, biological process: protein dephosphorylation. The coding region runs from base 1 to 975 and encodes 324 amino acids. Gene Ontology annotation, cellular component: cytoplasm. The transcript has 3 exons. The record is from RefSeq and is a predicted model, not a curated record. NCBI's taxonomy places the organism in Eukaryota, Fungi, Ascomycota, Dothideomycetes, Pleosporales. Gene Ontology annotation, molecular function: protein tyrosine/serine/threonine phosphatase activity.